Anopheles aquasalis is the source of this 1413-nucleotide messenger RNA. Its product is annotated as zinc finger protein 616-like. Gene Ontology annotation, molecular function: DNA-binding transcription activator activity, RNA polymerase II-specific; zinc ion binding; RNA polymerase II cis-regulatory region sequence-specific DNA binding. Gene Ontology annotation, biological process: regulation of transcription by RNA polymerase II. NCBI's taxonomy places the organism in Eukaryota, Metazoa, Arthropoda, Insecta, Diptera, Culicidae. Gene Ontology annotation, cellular component: nucleus. The record is from RefSeq and is a predicted model, not a curated record.
UGAACGAAGACUCCCAAAACGCGAUGCCAACGGUCUGCGAAGUGUGCUACUGCUCCUCCGCUGAGCAGACCUAUCUCGAUAUACUGGGCGAAGAACAGAGUGGCCGGAAUGUGGUGAUGCUGCUAUCGUUGCAUCUGCAGUUUGUGCAACUGGAUGCAAUCGAUAGGCCUCAGAUUUGCAUCGGCUGUUGGAACUCGUUGGAGAGUUUUCAUCAAUUUUAUUGCACGAUCGAGGACCUCCAUCGACCGGCAACGGAUAGCGAGUCCGAAAGUGAAGCCAGCAAUGGGCCGGAUACCGUCAGCUGUGAGCAAAUCCGCAAUCAAAGGCUAGAAAUAACGAACAGGACAUUACUGGAGUUGGAAGCAGAGGCAGAGAAAGGAACGGAUGGAGAUGGAGCAAAAACAUACCGGGUCGAUGUUUUGAGCGAACGAGGAUCCAGCUGCAAUGAGGAGGAACCACAAGAUUCCGAUGCGGACGACGACGAGGUGGUGAAUGAAUACCAAAGCGAUACUGCCACCAACGAUCAAGAGCUCAUCGAAUUCUAUGGCCCACUGAUGUGUAAAUCCUGUGAUAGCGAGCAGUGCAGUACAUUAGACGACUUGAAACGCCACACUCUGGCUGUUCACGGGAAGACGAGGAUCUCGUUGCAGUGUCCAGUGUGUUUGAAAACGCUCCGUUUCCGUUCCAAGUUGCUACAGCAUAUCGAUAUGCACCGGAAUCCGGAGCAGUAUCGUUGUACCAUCUGUGCCGAGGUGCACCAGGAGCUUGAGGCCCACAUUAACGACAGGCACCGGUGGAAACAGUACGCGUGCAAAACGUGCGCAAAGUCCUUUUGCUCAUUGCAUCGCCUACUGCGACACAAACUAAUCGCUCAUGCCCCGAAAAAUGUGGCCUGUACUAUCUGCCAAAGGAUGUACACCAAAUACAGCUUCAAGUAUCAUAUGCGCACCGUCCAUGGAAAGCUGGAGCUGGUGUGCGAACACUGCGGUAAGGUUUACCGGACGAUCGGUUUGCUGAACAAACACAAAGCUCUACAUGAGAAGACAAAGUCUCCGGCAAAGAUGACAAACUGUACGGUAUGCCGGCAAACAAUUCGUCAAUCGUACCUCAACCGGCACAUGGAAGUAAUGCAUUCGGACAGUCCGCCCGUCACAUGCAGCGUGUGUGGUAAUUCGUUUCGGAAUAAGCGUAGCCUUAGCCACCAUCGCACACGGUGCUGCACGGGGAACGUGUUUCGGUGUGCCGUUUGUAGUAGGAACUUUAAAACCCUCGCCAAGCUCAACGAGCACCGGGUAACGCACGUCGAGCGUGCUCGCUGCAUGUGCCCGAUUUGUUUGAGUAAAUUCGAUACCCUUUCGCUGCUGCUGGCGCAUCAGAAGCUGGUGCACCGAUCGUUGAACAGCAAAUAAAUGG